Closterium sp. NIES-65 is the source of this 1281-nucleotide messenger RNA. Lineage: Eukaryota; Viridiplantae; Streptophyta; Zygnematophyceae; Desmidiales; Closteriaceae. The record is from the annotation of a GenBank genome assembly.
AUGCAAGUCGACCAUCCUCAACCACGUGCCUGGCAGCGUCAUCUUGCCGGGCUCGGCGCCGCAUCUGCCGCUCUCGGCAGCACAUCCCCCACGUCUCCAAAACCCGCGGACCAGGUCAGCACCUCGCGGUCGAUCUUCAACCUCAUCAAGAAGACACGUGGCGCGCAGCCGUCCACGGGAGUCUCGGCUACGGGCGGCUCUGCUGGUCAAUCAGGAAGCGUGGGACACGUAGGAAACGCAGCUCCUUCAGUGGGGCAGUAUGGCGACUUGACGGGGCGUAACGGCGGCUCAGCGGUUACUCACGACUUGGGCCCGUCCACGGCAGCGCGCCAGCAAGCCACGUCGCAGCACGGCAGCGGCGGCGGUGGCGCCCCAUCACCUCACCAGCCGCCGCCGCAAAGUUUGAAACAGCAAGCGCAGCACGAGGCGCCACCGCCGCGUCAUCACGCUGCUGACGUGUCAAUCGAUCUGGCCGCUUUACGCGACCGCGCGGUCCGAAGCACGGCAUCUGUAGUGGAUUUCCGUCAGCAGCACAUGGUGCGGUUCUUACGAGACGCCAAUCUGCUCGCGCUGAAAGGGCGCCGCGCGUGCGCAAUGGGGGGCGUGUGGGGGGCGCACGAGGACGUUCCGGUGGUGUGGGAAGGGGAGGCGGAGGCGGAAAGCUCUCGCGGAUCGGCAAGCGCGGGGAUGGGGAGCGGCGGAGGAAGGGGAGGGGGAGAGGCGGAGAGGCAAAGCCCGCGUUCGCACGGGUCCGGGGAGGGUUUUGCGCGGAUGGGGGGGAUGGCGCAGGGAGCGCGCGCGGGUGGGGGAGUCGGCGGAAAAUUGCAUUCACGGUGUGACGAGAACGCGUCGGCGCGGGAGAGAAGGCGGGAGGAGGAUGUUCUAGGAGAGAUUAUCGCUGCUGCAGGAGCCGCCGAUUGUGAUUAUAACAGCGCGGUGCCAGCAGCAGGGGUGACUGUAACGGGACUGGACGCGGCAGCAACGACAGCCGCCUCCGCCGCCACCACCGCUGCCACGAACGCCGAACGCGGAAAAUUGGGGCGGCCCGGUAUAGGUUCAUAUAAAGCCGUCGAGGGCGCGUUCGAUGAUGAUCUGGUCCCUGCUGGGAGUAGGGUGUCACGGGCUGCGGCGAAACCAGGGGAGCAGGAGCUAAGGGGAGAGUCAGGGAGGCAGGAGAAGGGCGUAGAAAGGCAGAACAGCGGGAAGAAGCGGGGGUUGAGUCCGCUACGUCUGCGUCUCUCUGCAAGCAGCAAGUACUACAGAUCCCUGUCCCUUCCUUAG